AUGGCCUCGUCCUCGUCUGUGCCGUCGCUCUUUGGCGAUGUGUCAAUCGACCAUGCCAUCGCUGGCUUUGGAGCCGGAACUGUCGCGACGCUGGUGAUGCACCCGCUUGACCUCGUCAAGGUGCGCAUGCAGCUCGCCGACACAAACGUCAAGCCCAAGUUUGGCCACGCGCUCGUUGACGUCCUCAAGGAGUAUGUCAAGGCCGACGGCUGGCGUGGCCUGUAUCGCGGUCUCGUGCCGAACCUAGUCGGAGGCGCCGGAAGCUGGGGACUGUACUUCUUGUUUUACAACAUGAUCAAAAAGCAAAUGCAGGGCGGCGACCCAACAUACCGCACCUCUGCUGGCCAACACCUCCUCGCUGCUGCCGAGGCAUCAGCAAUCACCGCCAUGCUCACCAACCCGAUCUGGGUCGUCAAGACUCGUGUGUUUGCGACCCCGCAUAACGCUCCAGGAGCCUACAAUGGCCUGUUUAACAGCUUUGGUCGCAUCUACAGCGCCGAGGGCUGGCGCGGUCUGUAUCGCGGCUCACUGCUCGCUCUUGUCGGCGUCUCCAACGGCAGUAUCCAGUUUGCGACCUAUGAGGAGAUCAAGCGGGCGCGCGUCGAGCUCAAGAAGAGGAAAUUCGCUCACCGCGGUAUCGAGUUCAGGCCCGAGGACGAAAAGCUCACCAACUGGGAGUACAUCCUUGCCUCGGGAGCGUCCAAGUUUGUCGCCAUUGCCUUGACAUACCCGUACCAGGUCGUCCGUGCCCGCAUCCAGAACGCAAACGGACCCGACUUUACGAUCCCGCGCGUCAUCUCCCAUAUAUGGCGUAACGAGGGCUUUGUCGGCCUCUACAAGGGUCUCGGCACCAACGCAAUCCGCAUCCUGCCGGGAACCUGCACGACGUUUGUCGUGUACGAAAACUUGGCACACUUGUUCAAGUCGCUCGCCCUCAAGAAGCAGAGGGCACUGGAGCAGGAAGCUCGACCAUUGGCAUGA
Messenger RNA from Apiotrichum porosum, 981 nucleotides. RefSeq lists its product as uncharacterized. Gene Ontology annotation, biological process: folate import into mitochondrion; nucleotide transport. The transcript is spliced from 5 exons. The record is from RefSeq and is a predicted model, not a curated record. Lineage: Eukaryota; Fungi; Basidiomycota; Tremellomycetes; Trichosporonales; Trichosporonaceae. Gene Ontology annotation, molecular function: FAD transmembrane transporter activity; folic acid transmembrane transporter activity. Gene Ontology annotation, cellular component: mitochondrion. The coding region runs from base 1 to 981 and encodes 326 amino acids.